UGGUGCGGUGUGUCUGUCGGUUAAGGACAAUACAAAAGGAUUACACUGUGUGGGAUAACAAAUUACAACGAGGAAGACGGUCGUGUUUGAUCACUUUGAAAGAACUUGCCCGGGAAGGAUGGACGUCUGGCCGACCAUGGGAAAUCAACCAUACAGAGGAUUUUCUAUGAAUCGCUUUUGUGUUGUCUUCCUCUUCCUCAGUCUGCGUUUCGCAUGUGGAGAUGUGAGCUACUCUGUUGCGGAGGAGAUGGAACGCGGGUCUGCGAUUGGAAAUAUAGUCAAAGAUCUAGGCCUGGGGAUUGCUACGCUUUCUUCACGUAAAGCUCGCAUUGACACAGACAGGAAUGACAAGAGGUAUUGUGAUAUUAAUCUGAGCACCGGCAGCUUGAUUGUUACAGACAGGAUCGACAGGGAAGGCCUUUGUGGUAAGAAGGCGAGCUGCGUUUUAAUAGAGGAGCUGGUUUUGGAAAACCCUUUAGAGCUUCAUCGUGUCAGUAUUCAUGUGGAAGAUAUAAACGAUAACUCUCCACAGUUCAGUGAGGACGUGAUUUUAUUAGAAGUAACGGAAUCAGCAGUCAAAGGAGCGAGAUUCGUACUCACUGAAGCCCAUGAUGCGGAUAUCGGCACAAAUAGCGUUCAGAGAUACACUUUACAGAAUAAUGAGCAUUUCACUCUUAAUGUAGAUUCAGUGGGCAGUGGACGGAAACAAUACGAUUUAGUUUUGGUUAAAGAACUAGACCGAGAGCAAGAGAGGGAAAUAAAAUUAGUUCUGACAGCUCUAGAUGGCGGUUCUCCUCAGAGAUCAGGUACUGCUAUCAUUCAUAUCACUGUGCUGGAUGCUAAUGAUAACGCCCCAGUAUUCAGCCAGGCCGUUUAUAAAGCCAGUCUGCCUGAAAACGCACCUCUAGAUACAUUAGCUGUUGCAGUGAGCGCUACCGAUGCAGACGCGGGACACAAUGGUGAUAUUACCUAUAAUUUUGAUCAUGUAUCUGGUGAUCAUGUCUCUAUCUUCUCACUUGAUCAUAAGACAGGAGAGAUAAGAGUCACUGGCUCUACUGAUUAUGAAACGGAGACCUCAAUUGAACUGCGAAUAAGAGCAAAAGACGGACCAGGUCUCACCUCAUAUUGUACAGUAAUUAUAGAUAUAAUAGACGUUAAUGAUAACCCGCCUGCUAUCAGCGUGAAAUCUCUGUCUAACCCUGUACCCGAGAACGUGUCAGCUGGUACAGAGGUGGGCAUCAUUAACGUACAGGACAGAGACUCUGAGACUAACAGACAGGUCCGCUGCUCCAUUCAACAAGGCGUCCCCUUUAAGUUGGUUCCUUCUAUUAAAAACUAUUAUUCCCUGGUGACCACAGGACAACUGGACCGUGAACGGGUAUCUGAUUACAACAUUACAAUCACGGCCACUGACGAGGGCUCUCCACCUCUGUCCUCCUCUAAAACUGUUCAGUUAUCUGUAGCAGACAUCAACGACAACCCACCUGUGUUUGAGGAACAGUCCUACAGCGCAUAUGUGAGUGAGAAUAACAAACCUGGCUCCACUUUAUGUUCCGUCACUGCUCGAGACCCCGACUGGAGACAAAACGGUACAGUGAUUUAUUCUGUGUUACCUGGUGAGGUGAACGGUGCCCCGGUGAGGAAGCCCAGACUGUUGUUUGACGGAGCAGUCGCCAUCCCCAGCGCUUAUCUCCCUCCUAAUUACGCAGAUGUUGACGGCACAGGAACUUUACGCAGCACCUACAACUAUGACGCAUACCUGACAACAGGUUCUCGAACCAGUGACUUUAAGUUUGUGACGUCAUACAGUGACAACACACUGCCUGCUGACCAGACUCUGAGGAAAAGUCCAACUGACUUUAUUGAUACAUUUGGAGACUGUGAAUAUUCUCCUGAG
Molecule: messenger RNA, 1897 nt
Organism: Monopterus albus (swamp eel)
Lineage: Eukaryota; Metazoa; Chordata; Actinopteri; Synbranchiformes; Synbranchidae
Product: protocadherin beta-16-like
Exons: 2
Biological process (GO): homophilic cell-cell adhesion
Cellular component (GO): plasma membrane
Molecular function (GO): calcium ion binding
Source: RefSeq, a predicted model, not a curated record